Episyrphus balteatus (marmalade hoverfly) is the source of this 1944-nucleotide messenger RNA. RefSeq names its product mitochondrial DNA helicase (gene mtDNA-helicase). NCBI's taxonomy places the organism in Eukaryota, Metazoa, Arthropoda, Insecta, Diptera, Syrphidae. Gene Ontology annotation, cellular component: mitochondrion. Gene Ontology annotation, biological process: mitochondrial DNA replication. The transcript is spliced from 5 exons. The record is from RefSeq and is a predicted model, not a curated record. Gene Ontology annotation, molecular function: ATP binding; single-stranded DNA binding; 5'-3' DNA helicase activity. Bases 124 to 1929 code for a protein of 601 amino acids.
AUGAAACUGUUCUCUUUUUAUUCCAACACAACUAAUUGAACAACCCUAAACACAUGUGCUCCUUUGCUCCUGGCCCUGACUUGACCCCAUGCCGGUUCCGUAUCAUCGUUCCAAUAGUCCAAUAUGUUUAUCACAUCCAGAAUUCUCCAUAAGAGAAUCCUUUUAAAGUGUUUCCAAAGAACAAGUGCCUUUAGCCAAAGAUGCAAUAGUGACUUUAAGUCCGAAGUAUUAGGUGACUCAAGCACCAUCAUAGAUCAAAAAUCCAUAAAUGAAUUUAAAAAAAUGUUAAAAAAGAAUGAAGUGCCAGUUAAAGAUGGAUUUACUUGUCUACAAAUUGAAUGUAGAGUAUGCACCUCAAAUCAGCUCUCAAGACUGGCAUUUGUAAAUAAAACAACAGGAUUAUUCGUCUGUCCAUCAUGUCAAAUUAAAUUUCCCCUAAAAGAAGUUAAAAAAUUCUAUGAGGGAGAUUUUCGAAUAAAAGAAAUCAAUCUAAAGAAAGAAGAAUACAUACCUCAAGAGAAGACAGUAGAGGAAGUACCUAAAGAAAUCUGUGAUAGCUUUAAAAUACCCACACUAAAUACAUCACAGUUUCAAAAACUUGGUGUUAAAUAUGAACCAAUUACUGGGAACUUGUAUUUUCCAUUGAAAAAUGCCGCAGGCAAACAAGUCGGUGAGAAAACCAUUAACUCAGCCACUUUAGCCGAAGAGACCUUUCCUAAGGAAAACUGCUCCGGUGUGUUGUGCUAUGGCUCAGUAGAUAAUUCAAAAGUUGUCCUGGUUUCAAAUAUUAUGGAUUUCUUAUCACUUUGUGGACAAAAACUUGAAGGAUACAGUAUCAUUUGCUUACCCUACUCGCUGAAAGCACUACCACAAGAAUGCCUACCAGCUCUUGAAAUGUACAAAGAACUUAUCUUCUGGUUUGACUUUGACUCAGCCGGAUGGGAUGUGGCUCACAAUUUUUCUAUUAAAUUAGAUGAGAAAAGGUGUCUUUUUAUUCGACCCACAGAUGUCCAACCAACUCCAUUUAAGGCGUUGAAAAAACACUUGAAUUUAAAGCACAUAAUACAACGUGCGAAUCCAAUUCGUCACAAAUCAAUCACUACUUUUAGUGAACUUAAAAUGGACAUUCUCAGUGAGCUGCAAAACAUUGAGAAGGUAAAUGGGGUUAAAUGGAAACGGUUUCCAAUUCUAAAUAAGCUGCUUAAAGGUCAUCGAAAAGGCGAACUAACAAUUUUAACAGGCCCUACUGGUUCUGGCAAGACAACAUUUAUGUCUGAAUACUCUUUGGACUUGGCACUGCAAGGUGUCUCAACGUUGUGGGGUUCAUUUGAAAUACGAAAUACCAGACUAGCAUUAACAUUGUUACGUCAAUAUGUUGGUUAUCCACUUGAUGAUAAACUAAAUGAAUUUGAAUAUUGGACAAGUGAAUUUGAAAAGUAUCCAAUGUACUUUAUGACGUUUCACGGCCAACAGAGUAUUAAAGUUGUGAUGGAUGCCAUAGAACAUGCUCAGUAUGUUUAUGAUAUUAAACAUGUUAUCAUUGAUAAUAUACAAUUUAUGAUGGGAAUGUCAACAUUUAACAAGAAUGACAAAUUUUUUGAACAGGAUGCUGUGAUUAGUGCAUUUAGAUCGUAUGCAACGAGGAAGAAUGUGCAUGUUACGUUGGUAAUGCAUCCGCGUAAGGAGCGAGAAGCGGAUGAAUUGACAACGAGUUCUAUAUUUGGCAGUGCCAAAGCUACUCAGGAGGCAGACAAUGUACUGAUUAUUCAAGACAGAAGGCUUACAUCCGUUGGAGGGAAAAAGUUUUUGCAAGUUGCAAAAAAUAGAUACACUGGAGAUCUAGGAAUUAUGCCUUUAGAAUUUGAUAAGGAUGGACUCAGUUAUGUUAAGAAGAAAAAGAAAAAGGAAGAAAUAAAGACGGAUAAAUAAUUCAUUUGCGUUCUU